This is a messenger RNA of Synchiropus splendidus (mandarinfish), 6189 nucleotides long. RefSeq names its product interleukin 11 receptor, alpha (gene il11ra). The coding region runs from base 149 to 1342 and encodes 397 amino acids. Gene Ontology annotation, cellular component: external side of plasma membrane. NCBI's taxonomy places the organism in Eukaryota, Metazoa, Chordata, Actinopteri, Syngnathiformes, Callionymidae. Gene Ontology annotation, molecular function: protein binding; cytokine receptor activity. Gene Ontology annotation, biological process: cytokine-mediated signaling pathway. The transcript is spliced from 12 exons. The record is from RefSeq and is a predicted model, not a curated record.
CUUCAGUCUGACUGUGCGUCCCGAUCCUGCCCUGCUAGCUUGUCUCCAGUGUCACGGAGGAAGGCGACCAAACUGCGCAGUCUGCUCCGAAAAUAUGGAAGGCGACAACAUAAUAGUGCCAAUGUGAGUCGGAUGAAGAUCUGCCAAGAUGCCAGGUCUUGUGUCCAGUUCAGCGCGCCUGAUAGUCAUCUGGUUUUUAUCUUGUGCACUGCGGCUCAGUUGUGCUGAGAUUUGGCCAAAUGAAGUGUUGGAGGUGUUGUACAGACGCCUGGAAUCAAAUGUGACACUGGCAUGUGGAAAGCUUCCAGGUGUUGGGACACCUGUGGCGUGGCGCCUCAACCAAAGCUCAGAGUUGCCAUGGCACCAGAUGACAUCAGAAGGGUCUUUGGUCCUCUUUCACGUCAAUCACACAGCCCAGGGUGAUUACAGUUGCUACGACGACCAGGGACUCCUCCUUCACUCCGUCAGACUCAAGCUGGGCCAUCCUCCUGGACUGCUGAGCAUUUCCUGUCAAGUGCCGAAUCACACGCAUGUUCGCUGCUCCUGGGUAGACUCAGUAAAAACCUUUCUGCCAGCUAAAUACAACGCCUCCAUCAGGGGAAGUGGUCCAGACUGGAGGCCUUGUGUCAUGGACUUGACCAAUAAGCACUGUGAAGUAGACCACCCUGCCUUCUGGCAGACCAAUCACGUUGUCAGGAUCAUUGAAACCAAUGGGCUUGGGUCAUUUACCACAUUAGCCCGGUUUAAAUUGGAUGAGCUUUUGAAGCCAAAUCCUCCACGGUCCGUGGUGGUGACGGAGGUCAGAGGUUUUCCGAAGCGGCUCAAGGUCUCAUGGAGUUAUCCUUCCUCAUGGCCACAGUACGCCGGCUUCCCACUUUUGUUUCAUAUCAGAUAUCGACCACUUCACGCAUUGCACUGGUCAGAGGUUUACUGGGAGCACAGUCCUUAUGUGAUUUCUGACGCCCUGGCCGGCCACUUUCACCAGGUUCAGGUCAGAGCCCGUGACGAGGUGAACUCUGACAGCCAGUGGAGUGAAUGGAGUCCAACACAGGAUGUCCAACCCUGGAAAGAUGCCGUACCCGAACCAACUGAGGAAAACCCAGCCGACUAUUCCCUUCCUUCCUUCACAAACCCAGAAACAUCCACAGAAAAGUCACACAAUCCUGAUCCCAAUGAGGUGGCUGAAUUAGGUUUGGUUAUUCUACUGGUUGUGUUCUCUGUGGUGAUCAUCGUAAUUUUCAUCCCCCUCAUCUUCUUAAUAUGGAUUAAACAACGGCGUCAGAGUCAAGGAGGCAAACACGAACUCACCUCUAUGGUCAAGAUGAAGGCCAUGCCGAUUUAAGGUGGGAUUUUGAGCUCUUAUGUCCUCUCAGCCUGUUCUAGGGCUCCUCACAGUGGUAGCAGGUCUCAGCACACCGUCCAGAUUCCCAAGAUGCAGCAGUUAAAGUUCAGAGAGAGCAGCUACAAGACGCUCCCACAAUGAAGCCUUGAGGGAGCAACACUGCCUUACCAAUGUCUCGUGAGGCGGUUUCACUGCAGUUCACUUCAAGUGGAACUCUGGAUGUCCCUCGCAGAGGACCGUUAGUGUCCCUCAUUUUCUUGAUGCUGUGAAGGACUCAAACUCCUCGGUGUCUUCUGACGUCAAAGCAUCAGGACGCAUCACGUUACUGGUAAAGUCUGAUCUUGAAAAGAUGUGUUGCAUGAGGAUGUGUUUAUUGUUCCUCUGUCUCAUGGAUGAGCGAGAGCGAUAGUGGCAUUUCACCGAGCACCAGCAUUUAGGAAAAAAAAAGAGAAGGAUUUCUUUAUGGAACUGACUUUUCCAUGAUUGUUGUUCCCUUGUUUUGGGAUUACAUUUCACAUCAGGGCUGCACAGUAUGUCCACAGUAUGUCCCAGUUGAGAUUCUUCACACCUCUGCCUCACGCUGCGUUUUCACUUCUAACUUCACCCACACGAGGGCAGCAAAUACCGGAAGAUGCUUUGUCCAUGUGAAUGCGUCAUCAGCAAUGCGACGGCACAGUUCAUGAUCAAAGCCGCCCAGUAAAGGGUCUUCUCAAACUCCCAGAACACUGAGGUGUGCAGCCGGGAGCUGCAGGAAAAUUACACUCGGGGACGGGGGCGCCGCGGAUUGAUCCACGCUGCUCUCGUAACACGUUGAAUACAGCGAGAGAGAUUACUGAUGAUCGAGAAGGUUCAGACCCUUUACUGCCCAGAAUUGAUCAGGUUUGUGUGGAGUCGCGCUGGACACGUAGUUUCCAGGCACCUAGCGCUGAGUCGUCUGAGGUGUGAAGCUCACCACCCGCUGUGCCACCCACUGAGAGUUUGACGAGACAAAAUGCAGGUCUCCAGUGGGGAUCAGGUCCGCGGCCAAAACCCGACUUGCUUGUGUUCACAUCUCGGACUUCUGAGACCAAAGAGCUUUGUCUCGAGACAGAACCCCUAGUGUGAAAGCACCUGAUCUCACUUCAGCAGUUUAAUAUCAGCUCUGCUCAUUGUUGAUGUUUUAGGAUGAUGGGUGGCGGACACAUGCUUCUCUAGUUGGGUCUAGUUGGGUCUCUAGUUCUGACCUUGUGUCUGUCCCGGAGUGUCAGGUUUGGCACCACUCAUUUACUUUUCUAUGUUUGUUCUUUCUGCACCCAUGAGGACCGUCUUUUGUGUCACUAACUUGGCUGAGGUGCUGACUACUUUUAUAAUAGUAGCAUCUGUAGUUUGACUCUAUAUUCAGCCCGUGUCAGCCAAAAUACUCCCGUCUCAUCUUAGUUCUUUUCCACUUCCUUUUCGGACCCAAUUCACUUUUGGUCCAUUUCACACACUUUUGAGUGUGUAGCCUGUUUUGGUUUUCUACAUUGAAGUAGACACUGUAGAGCAGUGGCCUGAAACUCGAGCAACACCAGAGGCAAAGUGCUAGAAAUGCUGGACCACAUGAUUCAACAUAGAUUCAACUGAUUCAUUGGCCAAAAAAAGUAAACAAAAGAAUGAAGAUGCAGAGCAGGGCGAGGUGUUGUGCUGGUUGCGCUUUAAAAAACAUACACUACACUUGGUGUUGAAGCAACGCGGUGCAACAAACUAGUUCCAUCACCUGAAACAAUUCCACCGCCCACUUUUCAAUGAGCAGGGCAGGGUUUCUGGUCAAGUUAGAGGAACAUCAGCUUCAUUCCAAGUUCCGACCCUGUGUGUGUGGGAGGACUGGCAUUGCGCACCGGAGCACUGACACAUGUGCAAACAAACGAUAGUAGAUUAGACUGGUUCCUUCUUCCCAAAUCACUGAAGAAUCCCUUCGUCUUUAAACGCUACUGCGCAUGUUGGUGGAGGACUGAAAGGCAGUCAAGACAGCAGACGGUGUGGCGGCAGUUCUGAGAGAGAAACUCGACUUAAAAUAAAUGAAUUGAGACGCUUUUAUACAGGUAUGUGGCAACUGAUCUUGGCAGUCUUGUGUCGAGAUAUUUGGCAUGCAAUAUCAAGAUGUGUAAUUUUGUCUACAUCUGGCCUCAUCUUCCCCCAGGAAGAUGAAAAUCUAACUUUCUUCCACUUCCUUUGUCGCCUGGCACAAAAGGAAAGGUACCACGGAUGGAACAGUAACAGUAGAAUCACAAGUAAAAAUGCUAGUGACAUGCUUGUAACAAAGUUGGUGGGGCAUCAGCCCCUUGGAUGUAAGUACAGGAGGUCGGGAGGCGUUUACAGACUGUUGCAAUACAAUAUGGGAGUAGAGGGUGUGAUACGUAUGGGGCGACAAGGUCGCUGCCUCUGUUGCACCAAGUGCUUCAGUUGAAAAAUCUGAACUCCAGCGACAAGUUGCGGUGUGUUGACCAAUCAGAGGCCAGUUCUUACACUGAGCUGCACCUCAGAAGGCUGUGAUGGAGCCAGCGACAGUGGAGUCCAAAUCCUUUUUUUGCCUUUGAUAUGCUUCCACAGUUGACUUCUCUCUGUGUUUAAACACCAAAAGAUUCAUCUGCUUUUUUUGACACUACUUGAGAGGUGGGAGGAAGCAAUAGCACCAGCGUCAGGUGCGAGAAGCCUGGAACACCUGGAGUCUAUUUUUAUUGUUGAAAGUUCUUGUUUUAAAAACACAUUUUAAACUAUGGUAAUGAACUCUGAAUGUCUUCUCAUGGCUUUGUUUUGGUGCAGAGAUGAAGCAUUUUUCACUUCAGACACUGUAAAAUCAACAGCUGUAGAUUUGGGUGAGGCUGUGCAGCCCUGAUCUGACGUCACACAUGCGUAGUUCCAUAGCUUGGUCGACGUUCCUGUCUUCACGAUCACAUCUCAUCCAAAACGGAUGUUAAAAGUUACAGUUCAAAAAGAAAACCUUGAAAGAUUUGUGCUUCUGUAAUCUGUGUAUUACUUUGAGGACUUAAUGCAUUUGAAAAAAAAAUAUGUAUAUUAUUUUUUUAUUUUCUAGUUUUGAGGGUUGUAUUUGAGAAGGGGGGCAUAGUAUGCACUUUCUUUUACUAUAAAGUGAGAUAGAAAAAGUAACUACAAACUGCUCAUUAAUACGUUCCCAGAAGCAGAUUGCUAUUGCAAAAUAUUCCAUUUUAAUCCUAUUACAGAUGUUUGGUUCACUCUUAAGUCAAAAAAGCAUGUUAUAACCAGCCGACUCCUGAUCCACUCUGCGUCGUACACCGCCGGCAAAAAAUGUUUCUGCAGUGAUUUGCGGGUGCUCGGAGGAUGAAAAGCCCAAAAUACCUCGCAUGUCUGUUUUUCGUUCUGCUCUGACACUUCCGCUUGCGAAUCUUCAGCCCCAGCCAAAGCUCUUCCGCGGAGAGAAGCGGGCGGUGAUUUUAAAGAAUUUCAUUUCUCUGCUGGUGAUCUACUGUCGACCCAGAAGUAAACCCGACUCUGUUCACACACACACACACACACACACUGAAGAGACAGAGAUUCAGAUGUCAACUAUGUCCUAAUACAUUUCACGUGAUUACAUUUCAAAUCAUUGUUGUACUUGUGUUAUCAGUAUUUCUUUUUUGUAAACGCGGUGCCUAACAUUGCGGAGCAUUCCACUUCUCUUCUGGAGCCUAGAAACACUCUGGACACGACUCAUUUACAACACAAGAUGCAGAUUUCCGGUUGCCAUUGGGAAGUGAACGCGGACUUCAUUCAAGUUGCAGUCAGGGAUUCUAGCAGCUGAGCUCACCUAAUCAGAGGGCCAGCUCUGCUCAUGCUCGAAGAUAAUGUCUGUAUUCUAUUGUUGUACUGAUAACCUUGCACCCCUUACAAUUCAUUCCCAUGUCACUUUAAAGGCUGUUAACUUCGAAGUUCACUUUGAUUCUCUUUGAUCCUGCUUUUAACAUCAUGUCAAACUCUUCAGUUGUGUGUGGACAAAGUCUGAGGUGCCCACGCUUCUAUCAGUUUUCUAUUUUUGCAAUUCAAGCUUGUGUAUUGUUGCGUAUUUCAUUUUUACAAGAAAAAAAAGGACAUGUAUUAAACGGUCUUCUGUCUUCUAUGUGUGGGGCAGAGUUGUGUUGUCGUGGGAUCUUGUGGCUUCUAAUAGCUAAUAUUUGAUUUCUUUGGUCAACAUUGACAAAAACAGCUAUUUGGAAAUCAAGUCAGCGGCCAGUUACCGUCACUUUGUUGAGAGGUCACAGGAGAAAACCCCCACGAUUGUAUAACUUUCUCUUUGUGUUCUUCUCCCAGUGAUAUGAAGCUCCGUGAAACAUCUUUUUGUGUUAGGUAUCUUUGAUUCAUGAUGUUAAAGUCUUCACAUUACGAACAUGUUAUUGGUGUUUUGACUGCAGAAGAAGCCAGUUUGAUGACUAGAACAUGCCAAAUUAAAAAAUUAGAAAAAAAAACAAAAACAAAAAAAACUUUAGUGGACUUUUAUUGUGGCACUUUAAAUUUUUGUUGCAAACUACGCACUCAAGUGACAAUUUAAUUUUUGGAAUAUUUGUUUUGUAAAAAAAAAAUCUUCAGUGUGUUUUAAAUGUUCAAAAAGCUCAUUUAUUUGUUCACUGUCAGAAAACAUUGAUCAAAAUACACAAAAAAAUAGGUGUUAUAGAAAAAGCGGAUUUUCACGCAUAUUUGUGUUUCUGAGUUUUUCUGUGUUGUUUACGUCAGAUGAAGCCGGCUGGGUUUUAUCUCUCCAACUCUCAGAUGUACAUAGUUUGCCUCUUCAUGUCAAAGACUCAAAUCACCAUAAGCUGUUUUCUCUCUUGUUCUUGUAUGUUUUUGUGAAAUAAUAAAAAAUAUAUACUAUUUUA